Messenger RNA from Triticum urartu, 2248 nucleotides. RefSeq lists its product as uncharacterized. Gene Ontology annotation, molecular function: protein binding. Lineage: Eukaryota; Viridiplantae; Streptophyta; Magnoliopsida; Poales; Poaceae. The record is from RefSeq and is a predicted model, not a curated record.
GGCACCCAGCAAAAGGAGAAGUAAGGAAGAGCAGUCCGCCCAAGCAAGCAAGCAACCUCCAUCUCUCUCUCUCCCGUAUAUAUUCAGCCCCCGCUCUCUCUCUUCUCGCCCAGCUCGCUCCCCUGCCCCGGAGCGCUCGGGCUGGUUCACGCGCGGAGGCUGCCAUGGCUGUGUCGUCCCCCGCUCCGGAGCCGCCGAGGAGGGCCGGCAAGUGGCGCCGCGGCAACAGAAAGGUGAUCAACGGGUACAUCGAAGAGGCGCGGGCGGCUCUGGCGGCCGCGGCGGCGCGGGACGGCGACGGCGGGGAUGACUCGGCGGCGGCCGCCGCGCUCGGGCUGGUCGGCGCGGUGCUGGAGCUGUCGCCGCGCAUGGAGGCCGCGCUCGAGCUCCGGGCGCGCGCGCUGCUCGCGCUCCGCCGCUACCGGGACGUCGCCGAGAUGCUCCGCGACUACAUUCCCAGCUGCGCCAAGUCCUGCGCAGGGGACGACACCGCCACCUCCUCCUCCUCGGCGUCCUGCUCGUCCGGCUCCGGCGACCUCGCCUGCGCGUCCCGCGCGGGGCUUCUCUCCCCGGGCCGUGAGCUCUCCGUCUCCGGCGCCGGGGCCUCCCGGUUCCUCUGCUGCCUCGACGUCUCCGCGAUCAAGCGCCGCGUCGUCGCCGGCCUCUCCAGGAGCUCCGAGGCCGAGACCCAGUGGAGGUACUUGGUCUUGGGUCAGGCUUGCUUCCAUCUCGGCUUGAUGGAGGACGCCGUGGUGCUCCUCCAGACCGGCCGCCGCCUCGCCACAGCCGCGUUCCGCCGCGAGAGCGUGUGCUGGUCGGAGGAUAGCUUCUCGCCGUCCAACUCGACGGGCAAUGUGCCCGCUGCCAGCAGAAGGGCGCCGUCCAAGUACAGCCAGGCGUCCGGGAUGCCGCCGGCGAGCGAGGCGGACUCGGUGUCUCAGCUCCUGGCGCACGUGAAGCUCCUGCUUCGCCGCCGCGCCGCAGCGGUGGCCGCGCUGGACGCCGGCCUCCCCGCCGAGGCCGUGCGCCAUUUCAACAAGGUGCUCGACGCGCGCCGCGGCGGCGUGCUCCCGCACUCCUUCGCCACGGCCUGCCUGGUGGGCCGCGCCGCGGCGUUCCGCGCGUCCGGGCGGCCGGCCGACGCCAUCGCCGACUGCAACCGCGCGCUGGCGCUCGACCCGGCCUUCAUCCCGGCGCUGCGCGCGCGCGCCGACCUGCUCGAGUCCGUGGGCGCGAUCCCCGACAGCCUCCGCGACCUGGACCACCUGAAGCUGCUCUACGACGCGGCGCUCCGCGACGGGAAGCUGCCGGGGCCGAGCUGGCGGCCGCAGGGCGGCGUCCGGCAGCGCGAGAUCGCCGGGGCGCACCGCGAGCUGGUGGCCCGCGUCCAGCAGCUCCGCGCCCGCGUGGCCGCCGGCGACGGGUGCAACGUGGACUACUACGCGCUCCUGGGGGUGCCGCGCGGCUGCGCGCGGUCGGAGGUGGUGCGCGCGCACCUCCUGCUGACGCUGAAGCUGAAGCCGGACCGGUCGGCGUCGUUCGCGGAGCGGCUGGAGCUGGUGGACGAGCACCGCGACCUGGACGCCGUGCGCGACCAGGCCCGCAUGUCGGCCCUGUUCCUCUACCGGAUGCUGCAGAAGGGCUACUCGCACAUCAUGUCCGCCGUGCUGGACGAGGAAGCCGCCGCGCGGCAGAGGGCCAGGGAAGACGCCGCCGCCGCCGCAUUGGCUGCCUCCGUGGCCGCCGCCGCAGCGUCGGCGACCAAGCAGGCAGAAGAAGAAGCCGCAGCGUCAGCGGCCAUGCAACAACAACAAGAAGAAGAAUCAGCAGCCGUGCCGGAGAUUCCCGAGACAGAGAGUGUCCGCUGCGAGAACAUCGCGGAGCCGGAAACGAUCGCGCCGCCGUCACCGAGGCUGAGCGCGGCGGCGAUGAGCCCGAUGUUCCAGGGCGCGUUCUGCCGCGACAUGGCGGUGGUCGGGACGCUGCUGUCCCGCGGCCGGUUCGACCGGCCGCCGAUGGCGGUCAAGUGCGAGGCGAUGAGCUGCUGAUCGUCGUACCAGACGGCGAUAUCUCGACAGCACCACCAAGCAGCGGGGAAACGGAGAGGAAAUUCGGGGAGGUGUCGUUCAAAACCAAAAAUCCAUGGCAGUAGUGUACAGUUCUGAGAGGUCGUUUUCCAUUGGAAAACCAAAAAACAAAAAAAUGCAACAAGUGUAGCAGUGCUAGUAAAGUUUUGGUUUCGUCGUCU